AUGUUCCCCGAAAUAAACCCACCGCGGAAAAUGUCGGUCCAAGCAGAUCCGGUCGAUUUCAAAGAGAAGCUCAUAGCGGCCGUGAAGAAAGAGGUCAAGCAGGUGAUGGAGGAAGCCGUCACCAAGAAGUACAUACACGAAGAGUCCGGCUCGGUGACGGCCUUGUGUGCCGCGGUCGAGGCCUGCCUGAGCCAAGGUUUGCGCCGGCGGGCCCUCGGCCUGUUCAAGACGUCGUCCACCACCGCCCUGCUGCACAAAGUGGCCAAGCACUGCCCGGAAGCAGCAUGCAUCAGUAAGAAGGUACAGGACAUCGAAAACAGCGACCCUAACAAGCGCUCCUCGUCGAGCAGCGACAGUACCAACAAGCCACCGAUACUGAAGAAGGGUAGCAGCAACUCCGUUUCGACAACUACGCCACCGCAGUCACCACCAGUUGUCAAAUACCUCUGGAUUCGGUUGGCAUUGUACGAGAAAAAGCUAUCCCGCAUUAUCGAUCAUCUGGUGACGAACGCAACGCGCUACUACGAACGUGACUCGCUGGUAGCGGAUCCGGACUACGGCUCAAUACUGAGCUCCCUGCUCGUGGGACCGUGCGCCCUGGACUACUCACGUGCCAAAACUGCCGAUCACUUUUGGACCGAUCCGCCCGCGGACGAACUGGUCCAACGGCAUCGAAUUAGCUCGAGUAAUCCGACGCCACCGGCCUACCGACGACCAAUGUUGAACUUCAAGCGCAGCCUUCACACCAGCUCCGAGGAGGGCAGUAUGGCGUCGUUCAAGUCGAACAGCCUGGUGUCGGCCUCGAAGGACUACGUCGAGUCGCUGCACCAGAACUCCCGGGCCACGCUGCUCUACGGGAAGAACAAUGUGCUCGUGCUGCCGAAGGACGUCAGUGAACCGAUGCCGGGCUAUCUGAGCCUGCACCAGACGGUGCAAUCGCUCACUAUCAAGUGGACACCGAAUCAGCUGAUGAACGGCUACACCGAGUCGGAAAACAUCGACAAGAGCUCGUACUGGGCGUACGCACUGAACGUCAAUGUGGACGAGAUCGUGUACGUGCACUGUCAUCAGGCGCGGGGCGGCGACACCGGUGGUACCGUUAUUCUUGUCGGCCAGGACGGUGUGCAACGUCCACCGAUACACUUUCCCGAGGGUGGUCAUAUGGCAGCCUUUUUAAGCUGCCUGGAAACAGGUCUUCUGCCGCAUGGUCAGCUGGAUCCACCGCUCUGGUCGCAGCGCGGCAUUGGACGUAUUUUCCCCUGGCCCCAGAAGUCCCGGCGUCGACCUUUGCCAUCGCUGCUGGAGGCAAACGAUGAGAUGCCAAUCGAUUAUGUUUUCCGGGUAGUGAACAAGAGUAACACCGACGAAUUUUUGGCAACACAUUCGAUUCUGGAACUAGGCCGUACGAGUCCUCGCUACCGAGCCCAACUGAGCAGCUGUUCGACCAACGAAAGCAGCGACUGUUCGAGCAAGAGUCUCUCGAUCGAUGCCAUGUCGAUCGAUAGUCCAAAUCCACAAUCAAACCAAUCGACCAGCAUUGCACUGGUAUGCUCGACGAUGAAACGUCAGAUCAUUUCGCGAGCCUUCUACGGCUGGCUAGCGUACUGUCGCCAUUUGUCCACAGUCCGUACGCACCUGUCGGGGUUGGUAAAUGGUCGCAUCACUCCCGAAUCGGGCGCCGAAGAGGGACUGACUCGUACGCGCUGGCAGAACCUGCACAAUGCCGAUGGAGUCGUAGCGGACGACCAGGAAGUGUACCGGUUAGUGUACUAUGGUGGUGUGGAGCACGACAUCCGGAAAGAGGUGUGGCCGUAUCUGCUAGGGCACUACAGCUUCGGCAGUACACCCGUCGAGCGGGCGGAACUGGAUGAAACGGCAAAACACUACUACGAAACGACGAUGAGCGAGUGGCUCGCGGUGGAAGCGAUCGUACGCCAGCGGGACAAGGAGAAGACGGCUGUCGCGGUGGCCAAGCUGAGUUCGGGCAGUGGAAGCAUCGAGAAUAAGAGCAAAACCAUCGAUCACGAUGCCGAUGGGGAGGAGGAGGAAGAGAUGGACAAUGAGGUGUUUGAGGAGAACGGCUUUUCGGACAUGUCCGAGCCGGAGGUCGAGGGUGAGGAGAAAUCCGUUUCCAAGACGAAAUUGACGAAGGAAAACAUCGCCCUGGCCGUAGUGGCGCAGGGUGGCAUUGCUGACGACGCGAAGGCCAACUGCGACGAGGAAGGCCAGGAGGAUCAGGAGCAGGAUUUUGACAGCAACAAGAGCUCACCCUCGGACUCAUCGUAUGCCACGGUGGGGAAUGAUUUUAUCGAUGUGGCGGAGAUCAUUUCUCCAACCGGCGACGACGACGACGACGACGAUGGGGAGAAACCUUUCACCGUCGAGGUGGAGCGCAUGCAGGAAGGUGAAGACGACGAAGGAGCUCAAUCUGAGGACGCCCUCGAGCGAACGGAGGAUGACGACGAGGAAGUGGAUGAGGAACCGGAGUCUCCAAAGUCUCCGGGACAUCCGAGAGCCGUCAUUGUGACCGACGCUUCAAUCGAUGUGCACACGAUACCGAACGAGGUGGUUAGGGAGCUGAACAACAACAACACACUAUCAACUCUGCCGGAAGAGGGAAGUGGGCAACCGGCACUGGAUUCACUACAGGAGCCGAAGUCUGUAUGCGUGUCUCCAGCCAGUUCGAAUGGAGGAAUAUACAGUAGCGAACUUCUCGAGUCCUUCGGGUUGAACCUUCAUCGUAUCGAAAAGGACGUUCAACGAUGCGAUCGCAACUAUUGGUACUUUGCGAACGAAAAUCUGGACAAACUACGCAACGUGAUUUGCACGUACGUCUGGGAGCAUCUGGACGUAGGCUAUAUGCAAGGAAUGUGUGAUCUAGUGGCGCCUCUGCUUGUCAUUUUCGACGAUGAAUCCCUAAGCUACGGUUGCUUCUGUCGCUUUAUGGAGCGUAUGAUCGAGAACUUUCCCAAUGGCGGCGCCAUGGAUAUGCACUUCGCCAACAUGAGGUCCUUAAUACAAAUCCUAGACUCGGAGAUGUACGAUCUUAUGCACGCGCACGGUGACUACACACACUUCUACUUCUGCUACCGUUGGUUUUUGCUCGAUUUCAAGCGGGAGCUCAUCUACGCCGACAUCUUCUCCGUUUGGGAGGUCAUAUGGGCGGCCAAGCAUGUCGCUUCUGCCCACUUUGUGCUGUUUUUGGCGCUGGCACUGCUGGAGACCUACCGUGAUAUCAUUCUCUCCAACAGCAUGGACUUUACCGAUAUCAUCAAGUUUUUCAACGAAAUGGCCGAAAGGCAUAACACCCAAUCUGUUCUUAAGCUGGCACGGAGCUUGGUUUUACAACUGCAAACUAUCAUCGAGAAUAAGUAA
Molecule: messenger RNA, 3375 nt
Organism: Anopheles coustani
Lineage: Eukaryota; Metazoa; Arthropoda; Insecta; Diptera; Culicidae
Product: small G protein signaling modulator 2-like
Exons: 13
Coding region: 1-3375 (1124 amino acids)
Biological process (GO): activation of GTPase activity
Molecular function (GO): GTPase activator activity
Source: RefSeq, a predicted model, not a curated record